Messenger RNA from Lycium ferocissimum, 763 nucleotides. RefSeq names its product small ribosomal subunit protein uS15-like. Bases 129 to 584 code for a protein of 151 amino acids. The transcript is spliced from 5 exons. The record is from RefSeq and is a predicted model, not a curated record. Gene Ontology annotation, biological process: translation. Lineage: Eukaryota; Viridiplantae; Streptophyta; Magnoliopsida; Solanales; Solanaceae. Gene Ontology annotation, cellular component: cytosolic small ribosomal subunit; ribosome; nucleolus. Gene Ontology annotation, molecular function: small ribosomal subunit rRNA binding; structural constituent of ribosome.
CAACAACAAAAUUCAAGCCCCAAAUAACCCCUUACUUCCUUAAUAAACCUUACAGAAAUCUAAUAAUCUAGGGUUUGUCAAAUUCUUUCAACAAACCAAACCUUCACUUUCACUCACAUAUCUUCACCAUGGGUCGUAUGCACAGUCGUGGUAAAGGUAUAUCAGCUUCAGCUCUACCAUACAAGAGAACUCCUCCAAGUUGGCUUAAGACCUCCGCUCCAGAUGUUGAGGACAAUAUCUGCAAGUUUGCGAAGAAAGGAUUGACACCUUCACAAAUCGGUGUGAUUCUUCGUGAUUCUCACGGAAUUGCUCAAGUCAAGAGUGUCACCGGAAGCAAGAUUUUGCGUAUCCUCAAAGCUCACGGGCUUGCUCCCGAGAUCCCAGAGGAUCUAUACCACCUUAUUAAGAAGGCAGUUGCCAUCAGGAAGCAUUUGGAGAGGAACAGAAAGGACAAGGAUUCCAAGUUCCGCUUGAUUUUGGUAGAGAGUAGGAUUCACCGCCUUGCUCGUUAUUACAAGAAAACUAAGAAGCUCCCCCCUGUCUGGAAAUAUGAGUCUACAACAGCCAGUACACUUGUAGCUUAGACUGAGACAUGGAUGGAUUAGCUUUGAGAAGAUUGACCAGCUGAAGUCUUCUCUAUGUUUUAGAAUAGUCGUGAGGUCCAUUUUUUAAAUUUAAUUAUUGUGGUGAUACUUAAUGGUUGUAGUUUUCUGGAUACAUUCACCAAGUUUUACUAAAUGUGACAAAUAGAUGCUUAAAUUUA